AGCGGGGGAGUGUGAAGGUGGUAGAAUAUUCUGGGUGUUGACCUAAAGGACGAUAAAAGAUGAGUCAAACCCAGUUCCCCGUCCCUCGAGAUUCUGUGGAGAUUCAUCAAGCAAUCUGCUUUCUUAGUACAUCGUCUUUCGCCCAGCAACAGAUAAUGGGCCUUUUCUGCUACUUGACUUCCUGUGUCUUUCGUCCGAUCUGAUCAAGUCAAGUAUCCUGUAGCUGAUGGCACUGCAACCUGGCUGUGCGAACAUUAAUCACGGGAAAAAGCGCCCCGCAGAAACGGAUCCUGACCAUGACCAGCCUUUAACCAAAAGAUUCAGUCAUUUACACUUAAAUUCUCUAGCAUAUCACCAUGACACCUCUGAUCGACAAAGGCUUGCUACAUCUAGUCAGGGCGAAAAGAUGAUACUGGAUGAUACCAAGCACACCCUUUAUAUACAUGAUCUGGAAAGGGAGCUGGCAGAAGUCGAAAUCCUGGACAAUCAACUCACAAUACUACCAGCUCUGGCUGAUACAUUGUCCACUGUCCCAAGAAUGCUAGUGACCGAAGACAGCGCUCGGUGUACUGAACUAGUGCUUUACACUGAGCCUGUUUCACUCACAGUUCCAAGAGGCAUUGAUGACGUUCAAAAGGCGCUUAUUGCCACUAGGGAGCGCGCUCGCCAGGCACAUAAGGAGCAUUUUAAUAGUCCUAGUGAAACAAGGGUCGCGACACGAUUUGGAGUGAAGAGUACUAUUGAUAACAAUCAGGUGUGUUUUGGUGAAACAAUGGAGAUUGAUGUAAACAAUUGACUCCAAAGACAGUGCGCGUUGACGGGUUGAAAGAUAGCUUAAACAUCAGCGGUGGAUGUCUUACAUGUCUGCUGAUAACAUAUAGUAUAUUGUAAGAGUUGUUAC
Messenger RNA from Aspergillus homomorphus CBS 101889, 901 nucleotides. RefSeq lists its product as uncharacterized. Bases 227 to 796 code for a protein of 189 amino acids. NCBI's taxonomy places the organism in Eukaryota, Fungi, Ascomycota, Eurotiomycetes, Eurotiales, Aspergillaceae. The transcript is spliced from 2 exons. The record is from RefSeq and is a predicted model, not a curated record.